Messenger RNA from Onychostoma macrolepis, 2991 nucleotides. It is a transcript of the gene b3gat1a, whose product is annotated as beta-1,3-glucuronyltransferase 1 (glucuronosyltransferase P) a. NCBI's taxonomy places the organism in Eukaryota, Metazoa, Chordata, Actinopteri, Cypriniformes, Cyprinidae. Bases 281 to 1357 code for a protein of 358 amino acids. The record is from RefSeq and is a predicted model, not a curated record. Gene Ontology annotation, cellular component: Golgi membrane. Gene Ontology annotation, molecular function: galactosylgalactosylxylosylprotein 3-beta-glucuronosyltransferase activity. The transcript has 8 exons. Gene Ontology annotation, biological process: carbohydrate metabolic process; chondroitin sulfate proteoglycan biosynthetic process.
UGGCAAUCUGAGAAACACAUCCUCAUCCUCCGUUUCCACGCUCUCGACCCCCCCGGUCAGCAAGGAUUAUUGAGUCUCUGGAUUACUGAAGUGUCCGCUUUGGCUGCGGGAGAAAGGGCACACUAUUACUUGAACUUUGGACCGCAGCAUGGGAUGCUCUGGGAACCAACAGCGUGGUGGAUGACCUCCAGCAUGCGGCUGUCACAGCUGGACCUCACGCUCGUGGCCAUCCGCCGUUUGUAACUAAGGGUAAUGACCAGGCAUAGAACCAACCCUGGAGAUGCCGAAGAGAAGAGAUAUUCUUGCCAUCGUGUUGAUUGUGUUACCAUGGACCCUCCUCAUCACUGUGUGGCACCAAAGUGCAAUUGCCCCCCUGCUGGCCAUCCGAAAGGUCUGUCACCAUCUAGUAAAAGAGAUCUUAAUCAUACCAGAGCGUCUAACCAUCCACCGGCAACGGCUAGCAGAUGAUGGGACGGAGACUAGGCACGAGACGGGCCCAGCCACGGACUCAAAGGAAUACUGCUCACAGGACAAGGACAUAGUGGAGGUGGUCCGUACAGAAUACGUCUACACAAGACCUCCGCCCUGGUCUGACGUGUUGCCCACCAUCCACGUCAUCACUCCGACAUACAGCCGUCCUGUGCAGAAGGCCGAGCUUACACGAUUGGCUAACACCUUCCUUCACGUUCCCAACCUGCACUGGAUUCUGGUGGAGGACUCUCAGAGGCGAACUCCUCUAGUCACGAGGCUUCUGAGGGAAACGGGGCUGAACUACACACACCUCAAUGUGGAGACCCCACGGAACUACAAGCUGCGAGGGGACACAAGAGAUCCCAGGAUUCCACGUGGCACCAUGCAGAGGAACCUGGCUCUGAGAUGGCUACGGGAGACCUUCAACUCCAACAGCAGCCAGACAGGAAUCGUCUACUUUGCAGAUGACGAUAAUACAUACAGCUUGGAGCUGUUUGAGGAGAUGCGAUCAACUCGUAAAGUAUCAGUGUGGCCUGUAGCGUUUGUUGGAGGUCUACGAUACGAGUCUCCAAAGGUCAAUGCAGCAGGAAAAGUGUACGGGUGGAAAACAGUAUUCGACCCUCACCGGCCCUUUGCCAUUGACAUGGCAGGGUUUGCCAUCAACCUACGGCUCAUUCUGUUUAAGCCUCAGGCCUACUUCAAGUUACGAGGGGUGAAGGGAGGCUACCAGGAGAGCAGCCUGCUCAGAGAGCUGGUCACUCUCAAUGACCUGGAACCCAAAGCGGCCAACUGCACUAAGAUUCUUGUGUGGCACACACGGACGGAAAAACCUGUACUGGUGAACGAAGGCAAGAAGGGCUUUACAGACCCAAACGUGGAGAUCUGACAUCUGCUUCAGUGUUGGGAUGCUUCCAGCAGGACCCAAAAGGAGAUGGCAGGGAGAUAUUACCUACUACCAUAUUUUUGAACAGUUUGGAUGCUUUUUCCUGUAAACCACAACUAAACAAGCUCAACAAUAUGGACCUAUUAUUCUAAAGCACAGAUUAGUCUUUUUUUAAGGCAAUAUCAUCAGUAUUUUGCAAGAACAAAACCAGAGGGCACUAGACAGAAAGAAAAUUGUGAUGUAUAUCGAUGAGAGAACAUCUGAGAACUGAUAAAACUGCUCACUUCCACGAUUUUAUAAACUCUGCAUUAAGAAGAGACACAAAAAAAAAAAUGGUUGCAACAGUCUCAAAGGCUGACCAAGAGCGAACGGUCAUCCAUUUACGAACGUCGAUGUUCCUUCAUGUCUAACGGACUGAUACUUAAACAUAAAGAAGGGAAUGUCUUCUUUUUUAUUUACAUAAUGUGUAUUUUAAGUUUCUGUUUUUGUCGUUUACAUUACUGUCUUGCUAGCAAAGCACUACUGAUAUUUUGCCUCAGUUCAAAUUCAGCGUCACUUUGCGGUAUUAAACCAGUUCCAUCAUAUACCAGGGCUAGCUGCUAUACUGGAUUUAGAGAUUACAAAGUUGUAACACGGUUCUUAUGACUAAGACCUAAAUGAUAUGAAUAGCACUUGAAUUUGUUCCUGUGUGUCCAUUGUUCCUGUUAGGACAUGCGUUGUAAAUAUAACUUAAAGAUGAACAAUCAGAGACUUUAAAAUAAAGUGAUCUAGCAUUCAACAGAACAAGAAAUGUAACUACUGUAUUUGUACUUCAGUUUAAAGUAAGAAUCCAUAGUUUACUAUUACAACAUCCAUAAAACUUCACACAUGUUCACAGUGGUCUUACCAAAGGAGACGGAGCUGAUGGGUUGGGUUUCACAAUGUUAGUAUUCAGUAUUAAUUGGGCUAGCCUCCGAGAGCAGCACAGAUCUCGCCUCAGUAAAUAUUCAGAUGUAGUUAUAUGUCAAACCGUAGCUUUGGGCUUUGCAGAAGGGAUCUGUCAUGAAGACAUGUUGCUGUACUAAUGAAGCUAAUACUGAGACACCUGGGAAUCUAGAGCGAACAAAAUGUCUGCUCGCCAAAAGCAAAGCUAUUUUCUUAUAUCAAAAGCUGUAAGCAUGUGAAUAUUCAAGGCACAUCACUGACAUUGCAUGUGCACAAACCCUGUACUAAUAUUACCAAAAAUCUGGCCUGAUUAGCAUUAGACUAAAUUUGUGUAUCUCUUUAAGCCGCCUUUUCACUGCUUACGUCAAAUUAUCGACCCAAAUUCAUUCGCAAUGGUCCGAUCCUUUGUGAAAUCCAGUGUCAUGAAAAAUUAGGGUCUCCAUUAAGACCGCAAGCGGUAGCAUUGUUUCAAAGACUCUUUAGCACCGGAUUACAAUUGCUACAAAGACAUGUUAUAUGUCAUUUGAAGUAUGUUAUAAUGGCCAUUGAUGUCUGCUUUCGUUAGCCUACAUACUAGCAUAGCAAACAUAUUAAUUUUAUCACAUUUUUAUGAAAUUAUUACUUCAACCAGAUUUGUAUUGUUACACUGUAAAAAGUGAUAAGUUGUCUUAACUUAAAAAAAUGGAGGAAACCCGUUGCCUUAAAAUUAUUAA